AUGUUGCCACCUCAUAAUCGAGCCCAGCCCUUCCUCGCGACCGCGAGUUCGACGUCGAGCAGCUGGCUCGUAUCUGGCCUCACGUGGGUGCUCGUGCUCGCGCUACACAACGCGGUCAGCGUGCACGCCUUCAUCCCCGCCCAGCCGGUCAACGAUACUAGUUCCUUCAAUCAGUCCCAGGAUCUCAUAACCGUUGCCUUCUACAAUGGUGUCUACCAGUCAGUUGCACAGGUUUUGGUCUGUUGCAAGGCCAGCUGCAGCCGCUGACUUUCUUUAUUCAACGCUGCUCGCGCCUCCGUGCCUCUCUUUGGUCACGCUUCUCACCAAUAACCGCCUGCCCCUGACCACUGCCAUCGCCGACGAUACAACCGCGAUCUCGCACGCAGAGCCCCCAUCUCGCGACAAUUGACGGCCGAAGCAUUCGAUGAUCAGGGCAACUACACCGAUAUUCCCACCAUCGUCAGCUGGACCCGCUUCUCAAAGGUACUUCGAUCAUUUGAUUUCGACCCUUUCGACUGACGCGCGCGCGCGUUAUCCCUUGUCGGCGUCCGCGACACCAAAUUAUGAGUGCCCCCCUGAUUCUGGGAAUAACGCGCUGACGCUUCCCCACUUCUCGCGCGCAGGGCGUCUUGGUUCAUUUCGACGAGGCCGAUCGGAAUCAAGGACCUUCGAACGUGCCUUGGAUCGCCAUGAUUAACUGCGAUACCAACGGCACCAGCUACAGUCUUGAGGACGACAUUUUUACGCUCACCCGUGACCAAGGCGCGCAGGCGGCGCUCCUGUACUCGCUGCAUUCACAGGUCCGUUUCAUCGUUCCGAGUAACCCGAGAGGAUGAAACGCUCAUCAGGAGGUUGUGACACAUACAGGGGUGCCUGAUGAACCAAGAGUACAUUCAAAACUUCUCCAAAGUUCUCGACGUAUACGCGACGACGACGGUAUCGGCGUCUCGCAUCAUUGAGAAUCAGUUCUUGUAAGUUCGGGGAAAGGUCAUAAGAGCAUACUGGCCGUCUCUGACAUAUCAGCCGCGUCGAUCCAAUGUGCAGCAAUCCGGGCAUUUCAACUUCGGCUUACAACUUUAAUGCCUCCCUGCUCAACGCUUCGGUAACGACGAUCGACUCUCUACUCAACAGCGUGUCGCUCUACGUCACGGGGAACGUGCCGACCAACGCGUCGCUGUCCACUUCAGACACGAUUGAAUCGGACAACUCGACCGAGGUGACGAAGACGUAUUCGAUCGACUCGACCGAUUUCACAGAUGCCACCGACUCGACGAGUUCCGCAACGUCCUCAGCGACAAGGGUUAGCAACAUCGAGUCCGAAAUCUUCCAGACCGCGAACUACACCGUGGGGGCCACCACUCAGCAGCUUCAAGCGGAACGGCGGCAGCGGAUGCACGUGCUGAAACGUGCGACCGCGACGAGGACGAGCUCGAUUGCGACUUCGACGGGUGCACCAAACUACCUCGCAGCGGUCAUGGCUGCGAGCAACAACACCGUCGGUGGGACUUCGGUCGCUCAACCCUCCGCCACGGUCACGCCUGCAGCAUCCAAGGGAGGCAGUGCCGGCACAAGCUUGGCCAUGAUUGUCAGUGCCAGCAGGCAUCAAUCGUGUGCGCACAGAAAAUACUGACCUACAAUACCGGUUCCGCCUUGACAGAUCCUCUACGCUAUCACAGGCAUCGUGUCGUUCAUGUUUUUCGUCGUGAUCCUGUCGGGGGCCAUCAGAGCAAUCCGACACCCUGAACGGUAUGGCCCUCGUGCGACGAUGUACAAUGACGACCAGGACGGUGGUGGAGGCGGUUACGCUCAAACGCGGACGCAGGGGCUGACGCGAGCCAUUCUUGACACGUUCCCUGUGGUCAAGUUUGGUCGUGGGCAGCACACUCCGGUCGAGACGGAAACGAGGGGUGAGCCGCAGGGUGAUGGCAGUUCCACUUCGCCCCACAAGGCUGUGGAGAUGGAAGCGGUGCGCAGCGCGCAGAGAGGGGAAGGGUCCAUUAGGCUAUCACCGCCGAUACAUCUCGCGGCCAUGACCAGGUCGGCGCCGGAGGAGAUCGAGACGCUUCCGUUAUCAGGUAGAAUUUCCACCUCAAGCGAUAGCCGCCAGACCUUGACCCAUCGACCGAGUAACGCUUCCGACAUGAGCUUCGUCUGCGCCAUGUCGUCCCCCGAGCCUGCUCCUUUAGCCGCUGUUCACACUUCGAUCCCCACAUCCCCGACCUCUCCCACAUCCCCGACCUCUCCCAUCCCGCCCGUCAACAGCAACGCCUUGACCUCGACUUCGGGACCUGUCGCCUUGCCCAUGUCGACGAACCUGGGGGAUGUCGAUGACAACACGACGUGCCCGGUGUGCUUGUGCGAGUUCGACGAAGGUGACGAUCUGCGUCUGCUGCCGUGCGAUGGCCGACAUCGCUUCCACUGCGAGUGCAUCGACCCCUGGCUGCUCAACGUCUCGUCGCAUUGCCCCUUGUGUCGCCUCGAUCUGAACGGAGCGAUCAGAGCCAAGAACGAGCACUCUCGAACCGAGGAAGAGACCGAGAUGGACGCGGAAGAGGUCGUACGCGCCAACUUACGCGCCAUGUUGCCGGCUCGACAUCGUUCGGAAUCUACGGCGAAUCCGUUGUUGGGGACGAGUGGAGGGUCGAAUUCGGCUGGAGGCGGGUCGUCAAUCUUGACGGCGAGCAAGUUCUUCAGAUAUGUCGCAAAGAAAAGACAGCAAGGGGGUGGUGCGGGGGAGGCGCCAGUUUCCCCGAUCUCGCCUUCGAAUGUCGAAAGGUUCGGACCGUUCUGA
Molecule: messenger RNA, 2791 nt
Organism: Microbotryum saponariae
Lineage: Eukaryota; Fungi; Basidiomycota; Microbotryomycetes; Microbotryales; Microbotryaceae
Source: the annotation of a GenBank genome assembly